UUCAGUGGAUGUGUUUGUCGAUAAUGAAGCGAACUAUCUUCUUGGUAAUUAUACUGAUAGUAAACAUCGCAUUAAAUGUCUUAUCAAUGCAAUAUGACCAUUGUGGAGAGAGAUUAAUCAAAAUACGCAGCUUGGUUGUCGGAGGAAAAAUCUCGCAACGAGGCAUGUGGCCUUGGCAAGUUGGUAUAUACAAAAAACAAGUGUCAGGAUGGAAAUUCUUGUGUGGUGGUGCGUUGGUAUCUCGACAAUGGGUUCUUACCGCUGCACAUUGCUUUUACGUUGGUAAAAACACUACAAAUAGGGUUUGGUUUGAWAAAGAUAUAAAACCACUCGCAAAGUAUAAAAUCAAAGUUGGCGAUCAUGAAUUAUCAAGCUAUGAAUCAUCAGAACAAGAACAUCAAUUCCAAGAAAUCUUUGUACAUCCCGACUACAGGCAUGAUCCCAUSUAUGAGAACGAUAUCGCUUUAGUUAAACUAAACCGUGAAGUCAUUCUCGGCCCGUAUGUGCGCACUGUUUGUCUWCCUGSACCUGACCUGGACCWCGCCAAACCAGGUACAGUUGGAAUGGUUSCUGGUUGGGGAAUUACUGACUCCGGUUAUGGUUCUUCGUUUCUUCGUUACUCCUCGUUUACCAUCGAGACAAACAAUGUUUGUGGGAGARCAAUUAACCUCCACUUCAACAAAACGGUAGUAUUUUGURCAAGUGAUGUUAAAGGACACAGCGCGCCAUGUAACGGUGACAGUGGAGGGAGUAUGGUACGAAAGUUUUUCCUUAAUGGAAAAUACCGAUUUGUAACAAUUGGUUUAGUCAGUUGGGGUGGAUGUACUCUAGGAAGUCAUUAUGGGUUCUACACAAGACUGCAGCCAUUUAUACCGUGGAUUUAUCAUAAAGUCAAUUCUACCUGCAUCAGUCCUGGUCGGCUAACAAAUGGUGCAGUCAAUUCAACCAAGAGCAUUUACCAGCCAAAUGAAGCCAUAAGGUUUACAUGUAACAUAAACUACACAAGAAUCGGAAAAUCAGAACUGACAUGUCAACGAGAUGGAACUUGGAAUAGAUAUAAGCCAAUAUGCCUAGAGGUAAGCUGUACCAAUUUCCAUCACCCAGGAUAUGGCAGGAAAAAACCUCGACRAAGCAAGUUCUUUCCYGGAGAAAAAAUUGUCAUUGAAUGUAAAAGAGGUUACACACUACUUGGAAAGUCCUCUCUAAUUUGCCAAAGCGAUGGUUCUUGGGAUGGACAUUGGCCACAUUGCUCAGCACCAUGUCCGCACCCCAAACAACCAAAAAAUGGUAUUCAGCUUGGCAAAAACAUUGCUCAUGGCCAAACUGUUAGGUUUAAAUGUAACUYUUAUUUUAAACGCAUUGGAUCUUCCGUUUCCACGUGCAUUAAUGRAAAGUGGAACAAUCAACCCCCAAAAUGUGCUGCUCCUUGUCCGGAUCCUGGUACACCAAUAAAUGGUCAUCGAUAUAACCAUUCUUUCCAACAUGGUGACCAAGUCGUGUUUACUUGUGACAAAGGAAUGSUUUUAAUUGGAAGAAAAAUCAUUACAUGCAGUGAUGGACGAUGGGAUCAGAUGACACCGACAUGCUUAGCUGUGGACUGUGGUCGUUUGCCAAUUCCUCAACACGGAGAGAAGAUCGGGGAAAUUAAGACCACUUACUUGGGCGAAGUAUCCUUUAGGUGUUAUAAGAAGGGUUACCAGCUUAAAGGGUCGAGUAGACGAGUCUGUCAAGAAAAUGGUAAAUGGGAUGGUACUUUGACCAGUUGUGAACCUGUCGAGUGCCAAGACCCUGGGAAAGUUGACUUUGGUGGUCGUAAUCCCGAUUUGGAGAAAUACGUUUAUGAAAGCAAAAUCGAGUUCAGCUGCAAAACGAACCACACCUUGAAAGGCGAUAAGCAUAUCAUUUGCCAGCACGAUAAAAAAUGGACAGGAACUAAACCUGCCUGCUUACGCCCAUGUUCAGAUCCUGGAAUACCAAGGAGUGGUCAUCGCCUUCAUCAUUCCUUCCUUCACGCUGACAAARUGUCAUUCACGUGCAAGAGUGGAUGGAAGAUGGAUGGUGAAAAAAACAUUGAAUGCAAUAAUGGGAAUUGGGAUAACAAGGCACCGACAUGUUUGGGUAAAUGUUAUAAUCCUGGAAGUCCUUACAAUGGAUGGAGAAAURGUGACGAUUUCUUUGAAGGAAAACAAGUUACCUUUGCAUGUAGUUAUGGUUAUAACUUAGUUGGCCGAAAAAYACUGGAAUGUUUGGACUCGGGAAGGWGGAGUGGGCCUGUACCUACAUGCAAACGGCGGUGUGCUUAUCGUCGGCCUUCUAGUAGCAAGACUACUCCAAUCAUCGCUGAUGGAGUGUCAGUCCGCCAUGGCACCUCAAUCVAAUUURURUGUAUCAAUGACUACACCCUUGUUGGACAGCAAACUGCAGUUUGUAACGACGGCCGAUGGAAUCACAAAUAUCCAAUGUGUAAAGCACCAUGUCAUGAUCCAGGACAAAUAGCUAAUGGGAWACUAUUUGGAAGGACGUUUACCCACAGGAGAAGAGUAAGAUAUGUCUGUAUUAAAGGCUACUCACUUGAUAAUCCAGCACCACUGAUAUGUAAUGAUGGACGAUGGAAUCGUCCUGUACAUAUACCUUCAUGUAAAAAGUAUUGUGAUGAUCCUGGAACUCCCCGAAAUGCUAUAAAAAAUAGUAACAACUUAAARCAUGGCUCGCAAGUCACAUACACAUGCAAUGGAACUUCACAACUUGUGGGUGCACGAAGAAUAGUUUGCAAUGAUGGAAAAUGGUCUAGUCAUCCUCCAAAUUGUUCGGAAAUAUGCCAACUGCCCCAAAAACCUGAAAAUGGUCAUGUUCUAGUAGCCAGGUCUCCGCCAUUAUCAGGAGACAAAGCCAUAUUUUUCUGUAAUUUGCAUUACGACUUGAUUGGAAGUAAAGAAAUAUUAUGUGACGAAGGAACUUGGAAUGGCAAUGCUCCACGAUGCGCAGAGAACUGUCAAGAUCCGGGAGACAUACCAAAUGGGGUUAUUACCAAAAAUGGCUUUAAACACGGAGACAAAAUAUCUAUUCGCUGUAAAAGUGGUUUUAGAAUCAAGGGUAGUACAGAACUAAUAUGCAACAAUGGACAAUGGGCCAACCCAACACCAGAAUGUGUUGGUUUUUGUGUAGCUCUUGGUCAUCCAAUGAACGGUCAAAUGUUGGAUUUUAAUUUCGACUAUGGCUCUACGGUACGAUUUCGUUGUAACUAUGGAUUUUCUCUGCGAGGCCUAGAAAAUGUGACUUGUAACAAUGGGAAAUGGCAUAGCAAAGUCCCAAUAUGCAAAGCUAACUGUCUGGACCCUGGAACUCCUACUAACGGAGAAAGAAAAGGAGAUCUUUUCACUCAUCUUCAGACAGUGAGCUUUUCUUGCCAAAAGCCAAAAAGAUUUCACGAUUACUGGUUCCUCGAAAAUACAGUGUAUUGAUGGAAAGUGGACMGCUGGAAUACCGGAUUGUACAGAGUGCAGCUCUCCACUUGGUAUGGAGAACARAAAAAUUCCAGAUAAAAACAUUAGAGCUUCUUCGAGUUGGGGUUAUCGUUAUGAUUCAAGAUACGCUCGCUUGAACCGCUACGGUUCCUGGUGUUCAGGAUCUUUCAACAAAUCACCUUAUCUGGAAGUAGASCUUGAGAAACCUUACAGGAUAACGUACAUAGCUACGCAGGGAAGUUCYCGUGAUAACAAAUGGGAGACGAAGUACACUAUAAGCUAUACUUUGGCAAAGUCAUCAUUUGUAGAAUACAGGGAAAAUGGCAAAGAAAAGGCAUUCAACGGCAAUAGCGAUGCAACAAGUGUAGUCAAGCACAAAUUGAAGAAAUUGUUCAUUGCGAGGAAGGUGCGUUUUCACCCAAUUGGUUGGAGACUUUUUGGAUAUCUAUUUAAACGAUCRUGCAUGCGAGUGGAGAUAUACGGGUGUAACCUUUCUACUGAUUGUGUAAUGGUUGGUUCACGCGUACUUGGAAAUUGGGGCAGUAACUACCAUGGCGGUGCGGGUGAUGUUUACUACAAAUCAUAUGUAAAAACUAUUGAUGACACAUACAAUGAGGUGCAGUUAGAAAUAGAAGAUGAUGACCAUCACAACGAUACAUUUAAAACAUURCCAAAGACACAUGUUGUACUAGACGUCCCUAAUAAACAGUUGAACUUACCACCUGGCACAAGAGUAUUGGCACCGUGGAGCACUAAGUACUACACUGSGACCAUUGAAAGAAAAGAGACACAUUAUUAUCUAGUACGCUUUGAUGAUAAAAACUUUGCUUGGUUUCUUAAGAGAGUAAUACGGGUACUUCGACCUACAGAGUUUUGUGAGAUAUAAGUUUGACAUUUUAUUUAAGAAGCAAUGRCGAUAAAAAACGUUAUGAUAUUUGAUUGUUUAUAAGAUCAGAAUUCUUCGUGUGCAACCACAUGACUUGGAAUCCCCUGAGAAAUAAACAGCAAAGCAAUCGCCGCCAUGUUUGAUGAAUGAACAAGAGAAACUAAUGAGGAAUGCUUUGUGAUCUUCAUCCAACAUGGCGGUGAUUACGUAACAUGAACGCCAA
This is a messenger RNA of Exaiptasia diaphana, 4573 nucleotides long. RefSeq names its product CUB and sushi domain-containing protein 3. The transcript is spliced from 23 exons. Gene Ontology annotation, biological process: proteolysis. The record is from RefSeq and is a predicted model, not a curated record. Gene Ontology annotation, molecular function: serine-type endopeptidase activity. NCBI's taxonomy places the organism in Eukaryota, Metazoa, Cnidaria, Anthozoa, Actiniaria, Aiptasiidae. The coding region runs from base 9 to 3461 and encodes 1150 amino acids.